Messenger RNA from Gossypium raimondii (Peruvian cotton), 882 nucleotides. Its product is annotated as zinc finger protein 6. The record is from RefSeq and is a predicted model, not a curated record. Gene Ontology annotation, cellular component: nucleus. The transcript has a single exon. The coding region runs from base 173 to 766 and encodes 197 amino acids. Lineage: Eukaryota; Viridiplantae; Streptophyta; Magnoliopsida; Malvales; Malvaceae. Gene Ontology annotation, molecular function: DNA-binding transcription factor activity; transcription cis-regulatory region binding. Gene Ontology annotation, biological process: trichome morphogenesis; gibberellic acid mediated signaling pathway; cytokinin-activated signaling pathway.
AGUAACAACAUUAUCAUUGCAUUGAAAUUAUUGUUUAAAUCUAUGAACCCACUCAAUGAAGUAAAAAAGGUGGAAGAUGAUGAAACCACUGCAGUGCAGCUAUAAAUAGAGAGCAGUUUACAUCAGUUUAUCACACACAUGAUCAUAUCAUAUUUCUCUUUACAUCUAUACAAUGACCGAGAGCUCCAUCUCCAGCACUUGGUCAUCUUCAGCUGAUAAACAAUCCGACCCCAAACCCUCUUCGUCGCUCAAGCUCUUUGGCUUUUCACUCACUGACCAAGACGAGGUUUCAGUGAAAGCCGAAGAAGAUUUUGGAGAAAGCAGGAAAUUCGAGUGCCCGUUUUGUCACCGCGUAUUCGCAAAUUCUCAAGCACUUGGUGGGCAUCAAAAUGCACACAAGAGAGAGCGUCAAAGAGCGAGGCGGACCCAGUUUCUUCACACCCAUCACCAUCAUCAUUAUCAACGCUACAUAGCAGCUGCCGCGGCCGCUGCUGCUGCGCCUGUUUUAAGCUCCCAUGCUGUACGGUCGUCGCCGCCGCCGGGGCUUCCUGAAGGGUUCACCAGCAACGCCGCCGGGAAAUUUGUUGCGCAACAACCGCUGGUGCUUCGGUCAACGCCUUGUGAUGAGUGUCCCCAUCGGAUUUACGUAGCGCAGCCACUGUAUUUGGGGGCGUCAGUACCCGAAUUCGUUGAAUUUGGUGGUGAAUUACCGGAGGCGGACAUAAGCGUUGAUCUUCAUCUUAAACUGUCUCCUUCAGGUUGUUAGAACCUAGGAUUUUAUUAAGUUCCUCGUCUGCUUUUAUAAUUUACCCUUUUUUUGUGUGUUUAAAUGGUCUCAAGACAUGUUUCAAUGUAUUGAAGAAAUUGGUCUUUCCAUGCAAA